AUCGUUCACUCACCCUCCAGAUCUUCCUCGCCCGCCAUCUACAAUGAUGCAAUCCAGACUCUUGACAGGGCUCUUAGUCGCCUCUCUCCUAUCUAUUCCUUGGCGGGUCUCGAACACUCGCACUGUCACCACCGAGAUCCCCGCGUCAGCCAACCCGGAUACCAUCCGCCAGCUGCUCCAAAAUCAGCCACUCUUCAUCAAGUUGAAUCCGGUGGUCACUGGCAUGAGCCUCGCGCCCACCGCACCCACGCGGUACAAGGACGAGUGGCUCCAGACCGCGGAGGCGGGACCCCCGAUCCAAACAUACAUCCUUAGCCAAGUGAUCACGAUGGUGCCAGGCACGAGCGGAUGGGGACAAAAGCAUAUCCAGUUCGAAACCUGGCUACGAGACACCCCGACCGGAGUCAAGACCCGAGCGGACGCUCCUUUUGGUGUGUCGGUGGCAAGCCACUGGGCAGUCGAGCCGACCGCGUUGUUGCCCGACCCCAAAGAUCCACAAGAUUGGCGGAUCACGGUGCAGAGAAGAAUCUCAUGUGUAUGGUGGAUGAUGCCUUUUGUGGCCUACACCUACGACGAGGUCCAUGCCAGCGUCAUCCGUGAUUUCAUUGAGCUUGCCAGCUGAUCAGCCGGCCACCACGUUGUGCCUGUGGCUGGAGCUCCUGUAGAAUGGUACAGUAUCUUCCUCACGACCGUCAACUUGGAUGUUGCGUUGGAGACAAUACAGGCGGUAUACGCGGGUGGGUAGAGAGGGCGCACAUGGACGGCUGUAUAUGCUCAACAUGAACCUUAGAUUUGUGUGCAGAACUCGAUUGGGA
This is a messenger RNA of Aspergillus japonicus CBS 114.51, 815 nucleotides long. RefSeq lists its product as uncharacterized. The record is from RefSeq and is a predicted model, not a curated record. NCBI's taxonomy places the organism in Eukaryota, Fungi, Ascomycota, Eurotiomycetes, Eurotiales, Aspergillaceae. The transcript has 2 exons. Bases 44 to 622 code for a protein of 192 amino acids.